Molecule: messenger RNA, 6073 nt
Organism: Anopheles gambiae (African malaria mosquito)
Lineage: Eukaryota; Metazoa; Arthropoda; Insecta; Diptera; Culicidae
Gene: Nmdar2
Product: glutamate receptor ionotropic, NMDA 2B
Exons: 3
Coding region: 3739-4650 (303 amino acids)
Biological process (GO): synaptic transmission, glutamatergic; modulation of chemical synaptic transmission; monoatomic ion transport
Cellular component (GO): postsynaptic membrane; plasma membrane
Molecular function (GO): transmitter-gated monoatomic ion channel activity involved in regulation of postsynaptic membrane potential; NMDA glutamate receptor activity
Source: RefSeq, a predicted model, not a curated record
CAAGUAUAGAGCAUCAGAGCGCUGCUAUGCUGAGUAUUUUAGAACGAUAUAAAUGGCAUCAAUUUUCUGUUGUUACAUCACAAAUUGCUGGUCAUGAUGAUUUUGUUCAAGCUGUCCGUGAGCAAGUUGGUGCUAUGCCCCCAAACAGUGAGUGGUCAAACAACGGGUAUAUCAACUAACAUAGCAAAUAAAUGGGCAAACGAAGCCCAAAUUUAUUUUGCUAGAUACGAGGCAGUCUGCUCGUGCCGAUCGCUUACUCGACAAUGCAUAUGCUGCACCUGUUUGGCACGUGGCGAAGCCGCCAAGUGAAUCACUUCGUAACUCCAACGCUGCUGGUAUCAAGAACGCGCGCUUAAGCCAAGUUGGAGAAAUCGGUCCGACCCAGACGCUAUCCGGCAGGCCCGGCAUGAUGCGAAAAGGGCUCUACACGGAAGUACGGCGUAGCGAACAGCCACCGUCGCCGUUAUCAUCACCGCGAGCAGUGGUGAGACUAUACGCGCAAAGAUGGCGAGACUUCGGCAACCGCAUCGCCAAAACCGUCAGGAAAAGCGGAAGAGAUUGACGGAGCAGAAACUGACAGCGGGGAGUCUGGGCAUCCUUAGUUGGAUAUAACAAACUGCUCUUCCUAACGCCGAUUCAAACGGCAGUGUGUGGCCUCCAAGUUGUAUCGUAGCAUUAAGCACAACCUAAAAUACAUAACAAAUACUAUAUUCGUUUAAUUAACUUACCAUUUGAGGUAGAUGGCAAUGGAAUAAUUUCGGUCGAUGUAUAAGGUUUGGGUUGUGUCCAUUCUGCCUCCGUUUGACGCUCGUAUUUCUCCAAAUAACGCAUGCGUUUUCGCGAAAUAUUUGUAUCCUGGCUCGAAGACAUGAUGAAAGCUGGAAGUUAUAUAAAUUGCUCAAAUUUAAACACAGAACGUUAGAGAUAAUGCUGGAAAUGCGAAAAAAGCACUGCACACAAAAGCACUACACGACGCUGCACAAUUUGACAAUUGUUUACACAAUUUUUUGUUCACCAUCUAACAUUCACUUGACAUGUCAAAAAAUUGCAAGCCCCAAUGCGGGGAUCAAAAAGGGGGUCUGAAGGGAGAGAAAGUGAUGAGAUCGAAGCGGUACGAAAUUACCGUUGCAAAACCGCACGUUCGGAACGCUAAGUCCCAGAAGCCCAGAGCUACGAAUGUGACAGAGAGGGCAUGAGAAAAUGAGUGAAUUUGAGUGCCAUUGUCGGGAGGGGAGCGCUUGAGUAUACCAGUCCGGCAAAAUGAGUGUAUUUUUUUAGUGAUUUGAGUACCGUCCCCCGUUAGCAGUUACUCUUAGAGGAAUGAGUUACACCCUCGCGCGAGCCCUCCCCCUCCCCACCCGUAACGCACGGUGCGCUCUGCAGUUCUCAAUGUGUUGUGUUCUUUCCAAUCAUGCUACCAACACAUCCAAAGAUAUUUGUUUCUUUCGUUUCUCGUUUUCUUUCAUGCAUUGCCACGAUCGCAAAUACGCACUUAUUCUAACAAGAAACACAAACACGGUCAUUUUUUAUUUCAUUAAAAACUUUAUUGAAACAUAAAUUACACUUUCACAACACAUCCUUCAUACUCACGUGGGAAACUUGUCGACAAUCUGCGUUGCCUCUGUUCAGCAAAUUCUUACCUGUCGAUGCACGCACUGCAUGUGCGUCUGUACACACUGUUCACUUCACACUUUAUCAAAACACACCGGCGCACGAGACUUAUAACGAAAUGUGCAUCAACGCACAAACACUGCGCGCGGGACUUAGAACAAAACACGCACAACCAUCUCGCGUCGCGCUGUACUGAUGGUUUUGUACGCGUAGGAGGGGGGACAUACGGAGCGAUGGUUCGAUGCUGUAGUGUAAGCGAGACAACACGAUGUGACGAGCAGCUCCAAGUUGAGCUCGCUGAAAGAAGACACACACACAUAUUCACAGACGGCUCGUCAAAGCACGGUAUUUGUAUUGGUGUUAGUGAAGCGCGCGUGUAACACAGAAUGCGAACUCUCAUCGCAGCGCGUUUCUCCUUGCUUCCUCAAGCUUCCUCAUACCCCUCGGCCUGAAUCACUCAACAUUUGGGGUCUCAUUGUUUGCGUGGUAUUCUCUCAGAAUUGAGUAUUAGCAGGUCAACCCGUGCAGUGAGAAUGUAUGUGUUAAUGUGUAGCGAAAUUUGUCUCUGUAUCUCAUUCCCCCACUCCCAAAAAACCACAUUCACUCUCCGCGCACUCUUACAAUUUCGGCGCGCACGCUACGUACAACACAACGACCUUUUGUAGGUCGUUUUAACCGAGCGCACUGAUCAAAGUCGCGAUGGUUCAAUCGGAACGCCGACACUCCAAAUCAGAGAUUUAGUAUGAAAGAAAAAGUUUUUCUGACCAAAUCGACAACACACACGCGAUGACACACAUCGUCACAUCGACCGACGUCGAUGGAAGUGAGUGAUGUUCUAAAAAUAGAUCUGUUGGGCGAGUGAUAUGAGGGAGGGAGGAGAGGGGCGUAGAACAGAACAUAAGCGUGAGUGAGUCGUCGCGUGUGUGUGUGGUGACACUCGAGAACUCAUUUUUUGCUUUUUCCUGAAACCCACAUGUUCCACAUUUUUCUGAUUUUAAGCAACCAAAGUAGAACGGGAAGUAGAAGGCUACUUCAUAUUCUAUUUUCCUUACUACUUUCGAGCGUUUUGAAUCGUUUGGGAUAUAGCCCGCUGUAUGGUUUUCUUCGCAAUUCGCACACUUCAGUUUAUGUUCUGGUACUUUAUCAUCACUCGACGAUGUACCCGCGGUGUUACGAACAGAGUUGAGCGGCACUGACAGCAUAGGAUAGUUAGAGUGAUACGAUAGGUUUGAGAGAUCAAAGUCGUGUAAUGUAGAGGAAGGAUAAACGGCCAAAACGGUAAGAAAAGGUAAGAUGAAAAGAGGAUGGCGGUAAAAGGGGAAAUUAUAUAUAGGACCUCCACCAACGUCCUUUUCGGAUCGAAUCUCUGGGCAAAUAUAUUGUAAUUUUGGCGCUCGCCUCAAGCUGCCUAAAAUAGUCUACGACUGGCAGAAAUUUGAACAACAUCCGAAAGCAGUUAUAACAUUCCAAAAUUACUGUAGUUGUGAAGAAACCCGCUGAGUAUUUGUUUGUGAGUGCAGUUCAACGGAAAAUGUUCGGUGUUACGUCCAGCCAGCAGAAGGAAAACCGAGAGGUUGCCAGUUCGAUGGUGAGGCAAGAGAGUGGCCAAGUUGAAGCGGUCGUGCCGCGAAGCAACAAAGUCGUUGGUGGAAUGGUGAGCGGAGGUUUUCCGACUGCGGAAGGGUUAUCGAACACGGAAUCGAACACGGCACAGCCGAAUGGCCCACGGAACGAGGCGGAUUUGCGAUCACCGUUGCGCAACCGUGGAGUGCAUUGCGACGCCAGAGGAGUCAGUUCUUUUGAUUGAAGAGGAGUCAGCAGAAAUGUAUGUGACGGAAAAACGCACCGCCGUUCCUAAUGCACAUCAUUCUCGGCGCGCCGAGAUUUUAAGAAAGAGAAUUGAAGUGGAGAAGCAGCAGUUGAAGUUGCAGAUUGAAGUAUUGCAGAUUAAAGUUGCAGAUUGAAGUAAAGCAGAAGAAUGGCUGCCCGCUACCGAUCACUGUGGCGCAAACUCGGCUCCGGGUAUGGCACCCCCUACCCCAUGUUUCGCUAGCACCGCCAACGCACCACGAAUGGUAUAUCAGGAUCAUCCCCAGGUUCCUGACUAUAUUACCUGGAGAAAGUACCAUGAUGAGGCGCAUAGAAGAACUUCUUUCCAAAUGCCGCCGAGUUAGCGCUCUAGAACUUACGCUGGCACCACCAUAUAUUCAAGCGCUAACCUCACACAAUUGCAAAUUUCGGCCCGACAAGGUGCGGUUGGAAAAGAACUACCAGUAUUCAGUGGUGCGGUGGAAAAGUUUCAUUCGGAUGUUUGAGCGAUUGACGGAGUUAUGUGGUUUUUCAGAGGCACAAAACCUACUACGACUUCAGCGAGCGUUGAUCGGAGAGGCUAAAGAAAGUGUUGGAUAUUUGCUGCUAUUGUCCGAUGGGCUGAAUGAAGUGAUGGAAACGCUGGAGGUGCAGUUCGGUCGUCCCGACCAGAUAAUCGAAGCAAUGGUUGAGAAAGUGAGAAGAAUGCCGGCUCCUAAUCCAGGUUGUUUAAGGUCCCUCGAGAAAUUUGGGUUUUCUGUGCGAAAUAUGUGCGCGACAAUAGAGGCUCUCAAAUUACCCGAAUAUGCAUACGAUGUUGCACUACUACGUGAGCUCGUUUUGAAACUACUAUCGGAAGCCGCACUUGAUUGGGCACGGUACAAACGGCAGCUGCGGUUUGUAAGUUUGUCAGAAUUUGGGCACUGGAUUAGUCAAUUGGCACGCGACGCUAGCGACGCUAUCGUAGACCCUCCUAGUCGUAACGCAAACGAGCAGCGGAUUAGUACGGGAAGGCGGCAGCCAUCUCAAGACUUUCGUUCACAAAAUCAUCAACCGUCUCGUCAGCCUCCACGAAUUCACCCACCAGCGAUUCGUGCACCUCAAACCGCCAACUGGAACACACACACGACAGGCGCUCAAGUUGGCAAUUCGAUACGGUCACCACAAACGUCAUCGGGAGAAGGUUCAUCGGGCGUACACAUCCACUGCAAGUUGUGCAAAGGAACGUGACAAUUUUUAUCUAACUGCUGUGCGUUUUUACAGUUUUCGGUAGCAGCACGCAUAGCGUUCGUUCGCACAAGGCAGCUUUGCAUGAAGUGCCUAGUUGCCCACCAGACACCUUGUCUUAUAACUGCUCUUUGCGGAAUGGAUAGGUGCGAAGCCGUGCACCAUGCUCUGUGUUCCGGUAUAGGCGCCCAGAUCGUCAGUGGAACUCUGCAGCACGCAUUCAGGUACCGAGGAUCGAGUUUUAUUGAAAUACCUGCCAAUUAAAGUGUACGGACCUCGUGGCUCCGUAGACACCUAUGCGUUUAUAGACGACAGAUCGUCGGCAACGUUUAUGGGCAGCGCGCUUCUAAGCGAAGUUGGAGUAACUGGUACUCCCUUCCCCUUUGCCUGCAAUGGACUGGGGGAGUGACUCGACAGGAAAAUGAUUCAGUAAGGCUGAAAAUCGUUGUAUCUGUAAAGAACGAAAACCGUUAAUACGAGUUACAUAACACCAGAACGGUAAAUAAUCUGGCCUUACCUAAACAGUCGUUGCUAGUGCCCCAGUUGACUUCUAGUUACGAGCAUUUAAAGGGCCUUCCGACCGACUCAUACGCCACCAUCCAGCCACGAAUUCUUAUAGGAAUUGAUAAUUGUCACGUGACCAGACCACUCAAUAGCGUUGAAAGAAGGUAUAAUGAGCCCGUUGCCUCCAAAACUCGGCUAGGAUGGGUUAUAUACGAUUCCUGUCCAAUCGCCAAGAACGUCCCAGGUGCGACAUACUUGAACUUUCAUGUGCGCUCGUGUGAUGGAGUAAGUGAAGAGCUACAAAAUACAGCGUUGAAGAAUCAUUCUGCACUAGAAAUCAUCAGAGCCGAAAGACCGUCUAAAGAGAGGCGGUGUAGAGAAGAUGCAAUGUUGACCCAACAGGAGCUAGCGGAUGCAGAAAAUACUUUGGUUAAGCAUAUCCAACCGGGAGCAUACUCACGUGAUAGCUGUAGUUCAAUGCGUCAAACUGAGAUCGUUCAUUCCAGGCGUAGCGAUUCGGAGAAGGACAGUUCGCUUCACACCGUCCUCGACGGCCGAGGGCUACUGGUAGUGGACGGGCGUUUGAUCAACACCAGUGUACGCAACCCGCCAACGAGUGGUCUAAUCAUAUUGCUUUCAAAACAUCGUGGUACACUUAUAUUAAUCCUUGAGUUUUGUGGUCGUUUCAGGCACCGCAACGAUAUUUCUGUCAUCAACGAAGUCCGUCCGCGCUUCAGAAUACCGCGGUUGCCGAAAACGUGUGCGGAUGCCACCCAAAGCUGUCGGAUCUACCGCAUUCGGGAGGCCAAGCUCGAUCCCCCGAUCAUGGAAAGUCAACUGGAUCCCGGAACUUUGAUGAGACAUCGAGCAUUCAUGAACAUCGCGAUCGACCACGUCAGGCCCAUUUGCGCUUCGAUAGGAC